Messenger RNA from Syngnathoides biaculeatus (alligator pipefish), 1627 nucleotides. RefSeq names its product interleukin-17 receptor D. The annotation marks the transcript as partial. The record is from RefSeq and is a predicted model, not a curated record. Lineage: Eukaryota; Metazoa; Chordata; Actinopteri; Syngnathiformes; Syngnathidae. Gene Ontology annotation, molecular function: interleukin-17 receptor activity. The transcript is spliced from 11 exons.
UUGUACUACCUACAGGGAGGACCGGGCUGUGAGUACUGCAGAAUAACCAGCGAUGAUGUGAAUUUAGCUCUAGGCCUGACCUCCAAAAAUCAAUUUGGAACUUGUUUACCCUGGCCGUGCUUUAAACUGUUGGGUGAAGAGAACCCAGGCAUCUGUAACCACUACGUUCAAGCACCAACUGAUGUGACUGUUGAGUUUCUACCUGAUCCGGACCCCAAGUCCGAUACUAUGGUUGUCUCCUGGAAGCCAAGUCAGUACGGUAUCACCUUCUUGCGAGGCUUUCAGGUGACCCUCCAGCCCCUGGGAGGUUUCGGUGUGGCUUGUCAGCUCUUUCUUUUUCAGAAAAACCUUUCGCUUACAGCUUCACAUGCUCAGAAGGUGUACAAGUCGGACCCGUUCUCUGGUCUCGCCCUUGGAUCCGAUUUUGCCGUUACUGUUAUGGCUCUGCCGGUGCCUGAGAAGUGGGAGGACUUUUAUCGGAGCAAGAUCUUCUCCACACGCUCAUGUGCAGAGAAAAAUGGAUUUCAUCAGUGUAAAGAAGACUGGUAUCCCGAGUACAUUGAUGUUCAGCAGAGAGGAAAUGUGAUCACCAUCACCUUCAACCUAGCUCCUCCAAACUUGGGCAUCACCAGCUACUUUUCCUAUUGUUCUGCAAACGGCAAGACCAUAUACACCGAGAUGGAACCUAAUAUUUCCCAGAACCGAACACACCACAGCUUUGAGCUCAGAGACCUCAAAGAAGGAAGCAAUUACACAUGCGAGAUAGCUGCAAACGAAAUGGACGCAGUGAGGAAAUUAUUCAACUUUCAGGUCAAGCACCAAGAAGCUGCAUCAGCAUCUCCCUGCUGGACUCUGGGGUUUCCUGUAGGUUUUGGUGCUGUCUGCAUUUUUGUCGUGCUGUUGGCUAUUCUUCGUCAGGCACCCUGCAGACAAAUGAAGAAGCCUUCCAUCAAACCAGAAUUCAUUGAGCCGCUGGAAGAGGUGAAGGCCCAGGAGGAAGUGUUGAUACUUUCUGACAACCAGAAGAUUCCUCCUCGCCUUCUGGUUUGUUACAGCAGCAAUGAUGGCCCUGCCCACGUCAAUGCGGUCAUGAAGCUUGCCGCCUUCAUGCAGGAACACAUGGCCACCCAGGUAUGCCUGGACCUUUGGGAUUUUCUGGGGCUGGCCGAGGAGGGAAGCAUGUCCUGGUUCUGCCGUCGAAUCCAAGAGAGCGACUUUGUCCUGGUUGUGUGUUCCCGGGGUCUGUGCCACAAACGUGGCCCCUCAGCACAAGGCUUUUUGGACUCUGAGGUGAUGGUCGGCCUCAUCGGAGCCGAAGUGGGCCGAGCCAAAUCCAAUGGCAAGGACUUGUCCAAGUACAUGACAGCCAUUUUCAGUUAUUCCGAGGAGAAAGACAUCCCCACCGAACUGGGGCUGGUGUUCCGCUACAGGCUGCCUGCCGACUUAGUGCUGCUUUUCUCCCAACUUCACCGCAUCCGCCUUCACACGCCGGGCCGCUACAUAAAAAUAAACAACAUCUCGGAGAAAGAUUUUACCAGCUCACCUGCUGGACAGGCUUUGCUGCAAGCAAUCAAUGACUCUGAGAAGGCAAUGAAGUAAAACCAAGAUGGUGGUGUGUGAGGAGGGA